This is a messenger RNA of Paracoccidioides brasiliensis Pb18, 765 nucleotides long. Its product is annotated as proteasome component PUP3. The transcript has 2 exons. Gene Ontology annotation, biological process: proteasome-mediated ubiquitin-dependent protein catabolic process. Gene Ontology annotation, cellular component: proteasome core complex; proteasome core complex, beta-subunit complex. Bases 1 to 765 code for a protein of 254 amino acids. The record is from RefSeq and is a predicted model, not a curated record.
AUGGUAAGCUGCUCCAGACCACUUACAAAAAUAGACAGCUUCUCGUUAACUCCGCUGCCUACAGAGCUCUAUCUUCGACAUAAGUAUGCCCUUGUUUACCCUCCCAAUACUCCCAAUGAUCCAGCUGGCAUCCCUCUAACCCUUCCCCCUCUUCUCGAAUCAACAGAUGGCGGUGCCUGCGUCGCCAUGGUCGGCAAAGACUGCGUCGCCAUAGCCUGUGACUUGCGAUUAGGUCUCCAAGCCCUCACUGUCUCCAACAACUUCCCCAAGAUCUUCAACUACGCCCCCUCGACGUAUCUAGGCCUAACCGGCCUGGCUACGGAUGUCUCCACCGUCUCAGACGUCCUCCGCUUCAAAGUCAACAUGUACCGCCUGCGCGAGGAACGACAGAUCUCCCCCCAGACACUGGCUAACCUCGUCAGCUCGAGUUUGUAUGAGAAACGUUUUGGGCCUUACUUUGUCAGUCCUGUGUUGGCGGGCAUAAAUAAUACGACUGGGGAGCCGUUCAUAUGCGGUUUUGAUAGUAUCGGGUGCAUUGAUUUUGCGAAAGACUUUAUUGUUAGCGGUACUGCAAGUGAACAACUGUUUGGUACUUGCGAGGGAUUGUGGGAGCCGGAUCUUGGACCGGAGGACCUCUUUGAGACCAUCUCGCAAGCCCUAUUGAACGCGGUUGAUAGAGAUGCUCUUUCAGGAUGGGGAGCGCAUGUUUACAUCAUAGAGAAGGACAAAGUCACAAAACGAUUGCUCAAGGGCCGACAAGACUAA